Racocetra persica is the source of this 165-nucleotide messenger RNA. Lineage: Eukaryota; Fungi; Glomeromycota; Glomeromycetes; Diversisporales; Gigasporaceae. The record is from the annotation of a GenBank genome assembly.
UUGGUGUGGACGGUGAACAUUAUGUUGGCAAAUCUUGUCUUAUCAAGAAAUUUGCAGAUGAUGAUUUUGAGAAUGGAGAAUAUAAAGAAAACUUUCAUGCGUAUGUCACAACCACACACAUUCGGUUAGAUGAGUACGAUAUUAAAGUAGAAUUUUUGGAAACUG